Molecule: messenger RNA, 2225 nt
Organism: Triticum aestivum (bread wheat)
Lineage: Eukaryota; Viridiplantae; Streptophyta; Magnoliopsida; Poales; Poaceae
Product: protein NRT1/ PTR FAMILY 1.2
Exons: 4
Coding region: 258-2009 (583 amino acids)
Biological process (GO): transmembrane transport
Cellular component (GO): membrane
Molecular function (GO): transmembrane transporter activity
Source: RefSeq, a predicted model, not a curated record
UCUUGUACACGCCCCUCGUUUCCCCCCUUCACCUAUCCCACUCCUGGGCCCUUCCUGCCAAUUUCCAAGGAGAAUGCAGGAGCAUGUUCUUCCCUCCGGCGAUCUCAGAGUUGCAUUUCCCAGCAGGCAUCCUGACAUAGUUUGAACUCCAUCACUUCUUGGCAAGCAACAACGGAAACGAUCGAGCGCGGGAGCUUGUGCUGUUCACCUCCCUCGGCUACCUACCUGCUGCCGACCUUUAUCUCUGCAGAAGAUCGAUGGAAACCCAGGAGGGCGAUGUGCAUAGCUCUGAAUCCGAUGCUCACAAAGUGAAAGGGAGAGGUGGAUUUGUAGCCCUGCCGUUCAUCAUAGCAAAUGAAAUGUUGGAGAAAGUUGCGGGGUUCGGGCUCAACACCAACAUGAUCAUGUACCUCACCAAGCAGUACCACCUAAGCAACGUCACCGCCGGCGCAACGCUCUUCGUGUGGGCUGCGGCGGCAAAUUUCGCGCCCAUCCCCGGAGCGCUCAUAGCCGACAUGUACACAGGCCGGUUCAUGGCCAUCUCGCUGGGCUCCAUCGCAUGCCUAACAGGGAUUGUUUUCCUAUGGCUGAGCGCCAUGAUACCCGGAGCGCGGCCGCCGCCGUGCGGCGUCGGCCUUGCCGGGGAGCAGUGCGCGCCCCCGGGGCCGAGGCACCUGGCGUGGCUGAUCGCCGGCUUCACGUUCCUGUCCAUCGGCGCCGGCGGCAUCCGGCCGUGCUCCAUGGCCUUCGGCGCGGACCAGUUCUCUCGGCACCCCAAGGAGAGGAGGUCGAGGAUCCUGCAGGCCUACUUCAACGCCUACUACGCGUCCAUCGGGGUGGCCUUCACGGUCGCCGUCACCGUGAUCGUCUACGUGCAGGACAACGUCGGGUGGAAGGCCGGGUUCGCCGUCCCGAUGGGCCUCAUGAUGCUCUCCGCGGUGAGCUUCCUCCUGGGCUCCCGCCUCUACGUCAAGGAGAAGGGGUCCAAGCAAAUGUUCGCCGGGAUAGGCGCCGCCCUCGUGGCGGCGAUCAGGAACUACAGGGUGCAGCUGCCGGCGAGGACGGAGGACGGCGUGUACCAUCAUCUCAAGGACUGCAAGCUCACUGUCCCCACAGACAGGUUGAGGUUCCUGAACAAGGCCUGCAUGAUCAGCAACAAUGGGGGCGUGGACUUACCCGGCACUGGCGCGGCGGCCUCAGAGCGCGAUUGCAACGGUGGCGGCAGGAGGCUGUGCACGGUGGACCAGGUGGAGCAGCUCAAGUCGACCGUCCGGAUCCUGCCGAUCUGGUCAUCCACCGUGUUCCUCGCGCAGGCCAUGAGCCAGAACUACGCCGUGCUGCAGGCCAACGAGAUGGACCGGCGCAUCGGCGUGGGCCAGUUCCGCGUGCCGGGCUGCUCCCUCACCAUGUUCAACAUGGUGACCAUGUCGCUGUGGUCGGGCAGCUACGACAGGUGGAUCGCGCCGGCGCUGCGGCGGGUGACGGGCGACCCGCGCGGGCUCACCAUGAAGCAGCGCGUCGGGGUGGGCCUGCUGCUGGCCACGGCGGCGAUGGCCGUGUCCGGCGCGGUGGAGGGCGCGCGGCGCAGGCUGGCGCUGGCCGGGGGCGGCGGCAUGUCGGCGUUCUGGCUGGUGCCGCAGUUCGCGCUCAUGGGGCUGGCGGAGGCGUUCGGCGUGAUCGGGGAGCUCGAGUUCUUCUACACGGAGCUGCCCAAGAGCAUGGCCAGCUUCAGCAUGGCGCUGCUCUACAUGGCCAUGGGGGUGGGUAACCUGGUGAACAGCCUGAUCGUCAAGGUGGUGGACGACACGAGCAGGCGCGGGGGGAGGACGAGCUGGCUCUCCAGCGAUCUCAACGCGGGGCACUACGACUACUACUACUGGCUGCUCGCCGGCCUGGGCGCCGUCAACUUCGUGUACUUCCUCUGGUGCGCCUGGAAGUACGGCGAGGAGGGGAAGAACGUGGAGUGGGAGGAGGAGGGUGAAGGCGAGAGGGAACGGCCGACGGCCUAGUUUUGUAAUGCUGAGCUCGGGUGUCACAAUGAGGCCAUUUUUAAGGUGAGUCUGAACUCAGACGGCAAAAACCGCAGGUUGCGGGGUUGGUUCUCUCUUCUCUGAACCAACUGCUCUGAACUGCGGUCAAUGUUUCAAAGUUCCCGGGGCACGUGUGCGACUCGCCUUGCCAUUCAUCUGCGAAGCCGGAGCCUGCAGUUGUUGUUCUUUUGGAAA